Molecule: messenger RNA, 666 nt
Organism: Acanthosepion pharaonis
Lineage: Eukaryota; Metazoa; Mollusca; Cephalopoda; Sepiida; Sepiidae
Source: the annotation of a GenBank genome assembly
AUGCGGUGCCGAAAAGCAAAGAAAAAUAGAAUAGUCUGCAUUAUCCGCACGACAAAAUACUGCGCUCAAACUCCUACACAUACAGAUUCUCUCUCAUUCCCCCGUUCUCUCUUUCUUUUCCUUUUGCUCUGCAAAUCACAGCAUACAAUGGCAGGCAAGGCGAAACAGAGGAGGGCUCACCAGGUCUCGUCUGAACAGACAGACGAGAACAGAAAAGGAGAGACGGUAACUGGUAGUUUCGUUUCUUCGCGUGGAUUCGUCUCAUAUGUCAGACUUCUUGACAGGAAAUUGGAGCUUUUUAUAGCGACAGUCCAAUAUGUAAAUAAUUUCUUUUCUCCUCUUGCUUUUCUUUGCUUUCCUGUUCUUACUCCCAUUUUCUUUUUAUUCCUCUCUUUUAUUCAUUUUUCAUGUUUUUUUCUCUUUCUUAACACUUUCUUCAUUUUCCCUACUCAUUUAAAAAAAACAACUCUACCCUUUUUUAGCCGUGUGUUUCUUACUCUAUGGAUAUCUUCCAAUUCUAUCUUUAAGCUUUUCGUUCAACUUUUAUAUUCUUUCUUUUUUCAGUUCUCUUUGUGUUUUCCAAACAUGUUUUCUCUUCCAGUAAGGUCCUCAUCUAGUUUCACUCUCCCUAAUGCAUUUUUUUCUUCUUCUUUCAGCCUCUUUUAG